AGAUAUUUUCGUGACGCCGCUAAGUCUUGUGUGUAUGUUGAUUCCGCUAGGCGGAAUGGUCGUGUGAAUGUUUUCAGCUUUAACUAUAAACAGCAGUCUUGAGCCGAGAAUAACAACGGAUAACACUAGUGUACUAUAUAUGCACAGCAAUAUGGUGCUGGAACGCCAAAACCCUGCCUCAGGCAAACUUAAACCUCGUAUGUCAAAUAAGGAACGUUUUCACUGCGUCAAUCCAGAGAUUAACCUCUCGCUGUACCCGGCAUUAAAAGACUGGCUUCCAUGUAAUCAUGAAUAUCACAUCUGUGACUACAAGACCAUAAGGCAGACUCAGGACCAUAUAGAUUUUUCUGCCACCCUGAGAAUGACUAUAUCUACUAUUGAAGAAGUACAACAGUGGGUGAAGGACUCGACCAUCACUUGGAGGAUUGAUCGAACCAGACCACCUAAGGGGCAAAGGGUUAUUUUUAAGGUGGACUACAGAUGCCACCAUAACACAAAACCAAGGAACACCAUGGAACCGUCUGGGAGACGGACCAAAAACACAAACUGCCCUGCGAAGAUGAGCAUAACGCUCCAUCGCCCACAGGGAAGCAAUGGAAGGCAGUGUCGGAGCACAGAUCCUCACAUGCCAGCUUUCCCAACACUUGUACACGUAACCAACGAGCACAAUCAUAACUUGCAUGUACCGGAUGCAUUGAGGUACAAGGACGUUGGACCAGAAGCCAUACAGAAGUUAAAGAAGCUUUUUGAAGCUGGUCAUUCGCCAUCUACAGCCCUGGACGUUUUAAAAUAUGACCUCCAGCUCGAGCUUGGAGAAGAUUAUGCGUAUGCAUCAGCAGACAGAUCCAUCUGCCCUGACAUUCAGUUCUGCUACAGACUGUACCACCAAGUUUCUAAGUCUCUCAGAGAAGCCAGUCCGUCGUCCUCCAUCCUCCCCACCCAAGACACAACCACAACCUGGGUAGCAGCUGAUCCGACUGGACAGACCUGCAUCAUGGAGCAUGAGAUUGUCACUACAGAAGUUUCAGAAGAGGACAACCCCACAGACAAGCUAAAGUCGUGCUUAUCUGAUCUGUGCGACAUCAUCGAGAAACAGCCGAGUGUGUGGUCUGCAACACAGGACUUCAUCAAGGGAAUUGAACGGGUGCAGCACAACCCUGUGAAAUUAGCAUCAGCCAUGCAUGCGUUUGGUCGCUACAGCUGUCUCCUAAUGAAGAAAAGAGCUAAAACUAUGCGAAGGGGUUCUCAGUGUGAUGGACUUGCCAUGACUGCCCAACCUACAGCAGUGACCAGGAGGAAGCCCAAGCUUAGCGGGAGACGACGCCUGACAGUGGGCAGACAGAGCAAGACGACUUCAGGGCCGGAUCAUGAGUACAGUCAGCCUGAAAAAAGACAAAGAUGCUCAGGGCCUCAUGGCUUUUCACACGGCAUGGCAAAAACCAAAUAACUAAAUAGGCUUAAUAAAUUUAGUUUUAGUAUCGCAGUUGUGGCCCAUCACCCCUUUGCCUGAGAGGAGAUAGACAUGAGAUUGAGUGAUGUUUGGUAUAGGUGUAUUUUGUUCAAUGUAUAUAAUUUUUUACAGACGUAUAAAAUGGGCUUGACUGAUUCAUUUUACAGACUUCACCUAUCUCCAUGCCUCCGAUUAUGCCCACUAUAUUCCUAAAUCUGCACUUAUAUUUUUGUAUAUCGUGACUCGGAUGUAACGGAAUGGCACAACUAUCAUUGUCCAAUAGCAAACUUAAUAAAGUUACAUUAUAGUUCGCUUGAUGACGCCUGCCUAUAGAAAUUUGAUUUUGCUCUGUUUAAAAAAAAAAAAAAAGUCCAACAUACAGACUCCUGCUGUUUCAAUGAAAUUUGCUCUAGUGCCUGCUUUCUUCUUUCAUUCUAUAACUACAGUACUCCACAAGUUUCACCUUUUCUCACAGUGUGACAGAUUAACACUUGCACUGAAGUUGACUUGUGUAGAGAAACAAAUGAAACGUGGCCCGAAUUGUUGCUGAGAGCUUCGGGUAAUGAUGCAAGUGUUUGCACAUGAGGUGAAUGUAAUGUAUGCUGUAAAUGAAUUCUAUAAGAGGACUGAAUCUUUGUUAAAUACAUCAGUACUCUUGAAACUGAGUUACUAUGAACAAACUUGUUUUUGUUUGGAAAUGUGUAUCCUGCAGUGCCCUUAAAGAAGUGCAUUAUGAAAAUGCUGUUGGGGGGGAAACAGGUUUUGUUAAAUGAGGAGUUGAAAGUCAUUUUUUGUUUCUGGCUCAUUUUUUUUUUUUUAAAUUUGGUUAUUGUACUUUCUGAAGUUUGAAUUGAAUUCUCCGUCAGGCUCAUGGGUGGUGGUGAUUUUGUUGCAGAACAUAUUUAUUUUUGAAAGCUUAGCCCUUGCUUGGAUCUGUGGUUAUCUAUGCUAAAUUAUACAAACUUGUGCAUAAUGAAUUUUGUUUACAUGAGUGGAUAAGGGUGAGUUUUCAAAAUUGAAAUUUGUGUAGACAUGUUAAUAUACGAUUGCCUGCUCAUGAUGGAUAUCAAGCUUAACCAAGCAUGAUCUGUUUGGUGGAUUCAGAUUCUGUAACAAGUGUCUGAAGAAACUGUUCUUAGAUUGUGGUUCACUCGGUAACCCUACUAAACAGACUAGGAGCCAAUAUACUGGAAAUGUUUUCUUUACAUUCCCACACAUCCUACUGACUGCACGUACAGAUAACUUUGAAUUCUUGACCCGCCUUUGAAUUGAGUCAUGUUACAGUGUAGGAUUAACUGAAAGCUUACUGCAGAAGGUUGCCCUGUGACAGUUUUCAUACCCGCCCCAACUUUUCUCCAAUACUUGUGUUCAGGAGACGUAUCACAUAACACACACUGUGCACGACUCCAGUACUCUAUAUUGUAAUUCUAUGGUAUUCUCCUUACCCAUUCUCAUUAUCUCUAGCCGCUUUGUCCUGUUCUACAGGGUCGCAGGCAAGCUGGAGCCUAUCCCAGCUGACUACGGGCGAAAGGCGGGGUACACCCUGGACAAGUCGCCAGGUCAUCACAGGGCUGACACAUAGACACAGACAGCCAUUCACACUCACAUUCACACCUACGGUCAAUUUAGAGUCACCAGUUAACCUAACCUGCAUGUCUUUGGACUGUGGGGGAAACCGGAGCACCCGGAGGAAACCCACGCGGACACGGGGAGAACAUGCAAACUCCGCACAGAAAGGCCCUCGCCGGCCAUGGGGCUCGAACCCGGACCUUCUUGCUGUGAGGCGACAGCGCUAACCACUACACCACCAUGCCGCCCCUUACCCAUACUGUACUCACAAAUAACCAUGAUUCAGAAUAAAUAGUGGUUGAUGGGUAUGUUGUAAUGCACAACUGCGCAUGCUGUUAAAAAAAAAAAAACAGAUGAGGUAGUAUGAUUAUUUUCCAAGAACAGUAAAAUUCUGAAGCGUUUUAUUCCUCUUUGGUUCCCUCUGUAGUCGUGCUGAGUAUAUAUAAAAUAUAUCCAUCCUCCCUCUCCAUUCUCAGCUUUAACAUAGCUUGCUUUUCCUCCCGUAGGCAUCUCUCUGGUCUUCAUGUUGGUUUAUCUGGUUUAAAUAACAAACGCAGUCUUCACAGACAAAACUCAGGGCUCAAACCAAGAGUAGACCGGAUUCGGAGACCAGAAUGGACAAACAGAGUAGUCCUGUAAAAGAACAUGUCUACUCGCCCCAAGACCAAACAAUCCCAAUCUCCUCUGCUUUCAGCUCCCUCAGACAGCACUGGCCUUGGCCAAGGCCGUUGCUGGAACAACAGCUCCCCCUGAACAUCACUGCAGUGAGACGCUCUUGCAUUCCUUCCCCCACUUCCCACGGUCACAGUUGGGUGCGCGACCAGUGCCGUCAUGGCUGCAGGAACGGAUGGCUGCUUGCUUGCGCUGGGUUACCUCUACCUCCACCCUCAAGUCCCGAGUUUUCAUGUUGUAAAGUGUACUUGUUAUUUUGUGCUUAUGUGCUGAGGUGUUUUUUUUAAUGUUCCCACACUGUACUCCCCACAGGAGCAUAGUGUGGGGGUUGCUUUUUUCCCCUCCCCUCAUGUUACUCUGUAUUUUUUUCUUUUCAUCCCUGUCUUCCUGUCCUGUCUACUCCCCCUCUGUCAAUUGUAUGUAUGUGUAUAUAUGGACGGGUUGAUGGCCAAAUAGAAUAGAAUGCCUUUGUCACUAUACCCAUGUACAGUGAGAUUAAAAGCAUCUCCAAUAACAGUGCAAA
Messenger RNA from Neoarius graeffei (lesser salmon catfish), 4214 nucleotides. RefSeq lists its product as uncharacterized. NCBI's taxonomy places the organism in Eukaryota, Metazoa, Chordata, Actinopteri, Siluriformes, Ariidae. The record is from RefSeq and is a predicted model, not a curated record. The coding region runs from base 68 to 1447 and encodes 459 amino acids. The transcript is spliced from 7 exons.